GUAUGUUUUUACGUCCCGUCGGAUUUCAUAAUGAGCGAAAAUACAGAACAACGAGUGUGCAUUAAAUUUUGCCAUAAACUGGGAAAAACGGCUACUGAAACCUACCAAAUGUUAUUGUUAGCUUAUGGAGAUGAAACCAUGUCCCGUGCUCGCGUUUUUGAAUGGUUUAAACGAUUUAAAGAGGGUAGAACAACUGUUAAAAGUGAUGAACGUGAAGGACGCCCAUCAACAAGCCGCAAUGAGGAAAUGAUACAAAAAAUACGAACAGCAAUACGAGUUCAAACCAUAUUGACGACUGAUUUAGACAUGAGAAGAGUUGCAGCCAAAUUUGUACCAAAACUGCUCUCAGGUGAGCAAAAAGAAAAUCGAAAACAGAUCGCCACUGAUUUGCUAGAGUGUUCCGAAUCUGAUGAUUUUUUUUUAAAAUCAAUUAUAACUGGUGACGAGACUUGGGUAUAUGGCUACGAUCCAGAAACAAAGGUACAAUCUUCGCAGUGGAAGACACCUGAUUCACCACGACCAAAAAAGCUCGUCAAGUUCGGAGUCAAGUGAAGGUCAUGUUGACCGU
Molecule: messenger RNA, 568 nt
Organism: Rhopalosiphum maidis (corn leaf aphid)
Lineage: Eukaryota; Metazoa; Arthropoda; Insecta; Hemiptera; Aphididae
Product: protein GVQW3-like
Exons: 2
Coding region: 31-552 (173 amino acids)
Molecular function (GO): nucleic acid binding
Source: RefSeq, a predicted model, not a curated record